Amoebophrya sp. A25 is the source of this 1325-nucleotide messenger RNA. The record is from the annotation of a GenBank genome assembly. NCBI's taxonomy places the organism in Eukaryota, Dinophyceae, Syndiniales, Amoebophryaceae.
CACUAGUGCGGAACUAUUACCGGUUACGUCGAGCUCGAGCAUACUACUACCAGGUAGUGCCGCUUCUGCAAAGGUUAAGAACGGUGCUGCUUGAUUUAUAUAUAGGACGUCUCUAAAUAGGGAAUAAACUGUUCUAUUAUACAUUGAAGUCACUAGUAGUAUCUUCUCUCUAGUAUGAAUGUCAAAGGCGGCUCUAGUACCCCAGGGCUUCUAGAAUUGUACAACUCGUUCAGUAGUUCAUAAUAGAAGUGCAACUCGGGACGAUGGGAUAGAAAAGCUUAACUCAUACAGUAUGAAUUUGAAAGAGUGUCUCUACUACUUAGUACUAUAAUGUGAAAGACGAAUCUCCCUAGUAUGUUAACUGAGAAGUAGAGAAGAAUACUCAGUACCUCUUUGAGUCAAGGGAAAAACUAUUCGAACGGUGACUGGGGAUACACUGCUGGAGCUGUAAUAUCAUCCUGCCGGUAGACUAAAAGUACUACUCAGAAUGCGAAUGAGUGAAUGAGAUGCAGUUUUUUCUUCAUCUGUAACUGUAAACUAGAGGAUCGUCUGUCUGAUAGCCUUUACCUAGUCCUGUCACCUCUUUGCAUACGGCCACAUUCGUAAAUACAAAAGACAAAGUAGAGCAACCACUACUCGUCAAGCUGUUGAUAGAUUUUAAUCCUAUGAUAGAUAGAUGUUUGGGAGUACUAGAGGCACUUUUCAUGAUGUACGAGUCGCUCACUGUCACCCAACUACGAACUAGGACAUCAACUACAACCAAGUACAAGUACAAUUAGGCUACCGCUAACAAUGUUGACGAGGAUAGUACUUCUGGAAUUAUAGGAACAUGGGCGGGGAAGCUCGGAAUGGGGACGAAUCGAGAUACGACUACAACGCUGGACAUUGAGGAGGACGAUGGAACCAAGGAGGACGAAGGAACCAAACGAAAACUCAUAUCCUUACGAAUGAGAAUGUUGAUUUUUGUCACUUUUUUUAUGUGGAUGUUGGAGUACGCUGAUCUAAUAGAAGGAUAUAUUUAUAGGGUGGAUAUUACUCAGGUUGAAGAAUCUUUGAUGACUGGUGAUAGAAAGAUGGAAGAAAAGCACGCUUUUUUAGCUUCCCUAAGAGCCUGACCUAACUUAUCCUAAGACCUUAGCAAAAACACGUACUUAUAAGCACCUUCGCUUGCACCCCUGGACUGGGUUUACUACUACUGCUACCACUGCUACUACUCUUCGUUCAUAUGCGAAGCGGCGCGCUCUUGUCGCUUUAGGGUUGCUGUGCCUGCUCACGCUAGUUACCUAUGGUGGUCUUCUUUUCUUUGGUGUCCUCUACUUCCGGAC